AUGGAUAACAUGGGUAACGAGUUCGGCUUGACUGAACCCGAAAUGGAGGCAAUGACACAGAUCCCUUUCAGCAUGGAAUUCACCGUCCCAAACACAGGGUACGAUGAUAGCUCCCUCUAUCUCGGCUUCGGCAGUCCGGUAGACGGGUCCUCGUAUGUUCCUGGUAUGAGAUUCUACCAGCAGGAGCAGGAGCAGGAGCAGUACGUGGACCCUCGGGCGCUGGAGCAGCAUGAGCCCGCCUUCUGGAAUCCUGAUUUCGAGGGCAAGACGUUCCAGCAGCCCGAGGUCGCUAUUUUCAGCCAUGAACAGGGGCUUGAGGAGGCCGCCUUCAGUCACGCUCAGGGGCCUGAGGGUCCCAUGACGAUCGAACAAGCCAUCUCUCACUACCUCCCUCUUGCCGAUGACCUGAGGGCGGAACAAACACCCGUCUUCGUCGCCGACCAGUCCCAAGAACCUGAAUACUACGUGGUGGAUCCCAAGGACAACGUCGAGGAAGGCACCGGGGAGGCCAGCGGGGCGGCCAGAAACGACGUUGAGGAGGUCUUCGAGAAGGUCGUCGAGCAGGUCAUCGAAGAAGAGGUCCCCAGAGAAGCCAGCGCGGCAGCCCUCACGGAUAGGGUCCUCGCUCCCAAAACCAAGGGCAACCGGGUGGCCAAGAAGGCCCGCAAGACUCCUCUCCGCACGGUCAAGGCCAACUCGUGCGAGCGCUGCCGCAGUAGCAAGACCAAGUGCGUGCGGGAAGACGGCGCCGCCUCCUGCGGGUCCUGCCUGAAGAAGGGCUUCCUGUGUCACGUCCUGGGCACCGACGGUCGCACUAACAAGACCAACAAGGACCGUCUGGAGGCCGCGAGCCUGGCCGUUGAGGAAUUCUUCAGGGACGGUAUCCUCCUCUGCAACGACGUCGCCCAGCGUCGCCUUGCCGACUUUGGGGACGAAAAGGUGACCUUCAUCGGUCCAAUGGUUCGGUCUACGAGCGACUAUCAGUCGAUCCGAAACGGCCUCUCCGGACAGAUCGGACAGCAGCCGACGGUCGAAUUCGGCGCCAGCCUCUUCCGCCCGCUCAUCAACUACCAUGAUGCCAAGCUGUCGGAAACCCGCACUGUGCAUCUUCCAAAGCUCAAGCAGUUGGCCCUGGAUCAGGGCGAGAUUCUCGCUGGCCUGAUUAACAUGGUCGUUUUCGGCAGCCGCUAUCACGUCACAGCGGGGGCCGAGCUCAUCUCUCAGCUGCUCUACUACAAGAGCGACUUGGGGUCGUUCCAAGCCCGCGUCCAGAAGUACUUCCCCGCCCCUGGCGAACCUCGCGACGUUUUCGAGCAGGUUCGUCAAGGUAUCGAGCAGCGCAUCCAAAAGGCGCUGGAGUAA
Molecule: messenger RNA, 1362 nt
Organism: Colletotrichum destructivum
Lineage: Eukaryota; Fungi; Ascomycota; Sordariomycetes; Glomerellales; Glomerellaceae
Product: Putative zn(2)Cys(6) fungal-type DNA-binding domain-containing protein
Exons: 1
Coding region: 1-1362 (453 amino acids)
Biological process (GO): regulation of DNA-templated transcription
Molecular function (GO): DNA-binding transcription factor activity, RNA polymerase II-specific; zinc ion binding
Source: RefSeq, a predicted model, not a curated record